Molecule: messenger RNA, 1647 nt
Organism: Populus euphratica (Euphrates poplar)
Lineage: Eukaryota; Viridiplantae; Streptophyta; Magnoliopsida; Malpighiales; Salicaceae
Exons: 6
Coding region: 400-1206 (268 amino acids)
Molecular function (GO): calcium ion binding
Source: RefSeq, a predicted model, not a curated record
UUCCCAAGGUAUCAGACAUCAUGAGUUUUGAGUUUUCUGUCUAUACUCUUCACAAUUUCGUAAGAGAUAACCUCAAGUUUCCCAAAAAAGAUGUCGUUAAAUUGGAUUGAUUUAUGUUCUUUGGCAGGAUUGAAAGGGAGACUCAACUAGUUAUUUACAAAAACCUUUUGAGAGACUAAAAAUCCUUUUAGGAACUUAAGCGAGACUUUUUCUAUAAUUGGGGGACUUGUUUAAGCUUUGCCUCGCGGCAAGUUCGAAAAUAUCGUUAACGAGUUGCCAAAACGGCGGCUUUUUUAGGGCAAUUUUUGUCAAAGGGAAAAAAAUUUCAGCCAAGUGCACCCCAAAUAAAUCCUAGCUACGCCUGUGGCUGAGAUCUUGAACAGAGAGUUGAAAAUCAGAAUGGCGAAGCGAGAUUUGUCGGGUUCGGAGCCCGAUGAAAGCGAGAAUUCAAGUUCGGAAGAAGAAGGAGAAGUAGUAGGGAAGCUGAAGGGGAUAACGGAGUAUGAGAAACAGAGACUGUCGAGAAUCGCAGAGAAUAAAGCUAGAAUGGAGGCUUUGGGUCUUAAUAAAAUGGCAUCUACUUUGAUGGGUUCGGUUCAGAAAUCAAGGCAGCGAAAAGGGAAACAAAAAUUUGUUGAUGACGAGGAAUAUAGGCCCAUUGAUGAGACUGCUAGUGAUGACGAUGAUUUUGAUGAUGAAGAUUUUGUGGGAGGUCAAUGUUCUUCGAAGUCGGGGAGAACUAAGGAUAAGAGGAAAAGUUCAAAACCUAAAAAAAUUCCUGUUCAGAAGCAUGUUAGUGGUGCAGAUUACAUUUAUGGGGAUGAUGAUGAAUUAAUGCAGGCAAUUGCUCUGUCAUUGCAUGAUUCUGUGAAUGAUGCAACUCCUAAAGAAAGAAAGGUAGAUGCUCAGGUUCAAGAAGAUGCAGGAAAGAGGAAGAGGAAAAAACCGCAGUUCAGUAGUCGGGUGCAGAUGACUGAGGAUGACCUUAUCUUGCAUUUCUUUCAGUUUGAUGAGGCAGGAAAAGGGGCCAUAACAAUGAGAGAUAUCCGAAGAGUAGCAGUUGCUCAUGAUUUUAUAUGGACAGACAAGGAAUUGGCUGAUAUGAUACACUGCUUUGAUGGUGAUGGAGAUGGGAAGCUAAGUCUUGAUGAUUUUUGUAAGAUUGCUGGUCGAUGCAACAUGAUUCAGAGUUCUGAAAAUCAAUGAUGGAUACAAUAUUGGCAUCACAUUCAUUGUGGAGAUAUGUGAGGAAAUGCAUCUCUGACUCUUCAUAACUUUCUGAGUUUUUUAUUGUGUUUCUAAGGUACUUUCUGUUUUCUUUUUUGUCUUUCUAAGUGAUGGCUUCUUUAAGAAUUUGUUCUGAUUGGCCUUUUGCAGAUACAAUGUGCAUCUGGGCUAUGUAUUAAAAUGUGAAGAAUUACCUUAGCUUCCCGCAAUGUUGUAUAUAGAUGAUGGUAUAAAUUUUCUCUAAAAGCACGUUGUUUAUAUUUUCAAUUCUCUGUAAGCAAAGUAGAUGGAGUGAGUUUUCCAGUUCGGUAGGCCUUUUAGCGUUUUGGUAGGCUGACUUUUGGCAGCUAAGAGUGCAAGCAUUCUCCUUCUGUAUACAACAGCAUCAGCUGCAAACCUAUAAUACAAAACAGAUCCUUA